Thamnophis sirtalis is the source of this 2017-nucleotide messenger RNA. Its product is annotated as GDP-fucose protein O-fucosyltransferase 2. Lineage: Eukaryota; Metazoa; Chordata; Lepidosauria; Squamata; Natricidae. The record is from RefSeq and is a predicted model, not a curated record. Gene Ontology annotation, molecular function: peptide-O-fucosyltransferase activity. Gene Ontology annotation, biological process: protein O-linked glycosylation via fucose.
UAGCAGAAGCCACAGAUGGCGCUGCGCUGGAGCUGGGGGUUUCUUCGCUUGUGUCCCCUCCUCGUUUUUUGGGGUCUCGCCGCCGCCCAGGAGCCCUUCGAAGCCUUCCAGGCGGGCCACAGCUCCUCUUCCCAGCCCGCCGCUGCUGUGGCGGCGCCUUUCAGACGGUAUCUUUUGUAUGAUGUUAAUCCACCUGAAGGUUUCAACCUACGUAGAGAUGUAUACAUACGAAUUGCAUCUCUUCUGAAGACCUUAUUGAAGACUGAAGCAUGGGUGUUGGUUCUUCCUCCAUGGGGACGUCUUUAUCAUUGGCAAACUCAUAAAAUUCAUCAAGUCCAAAUUCCUUGGUCCAAAUUUUUUGAUGUGCCAAGCCUCAAUGAAAACAUACAUGUUAUUGAGUAUGAACAAUUUGUUGCAGAGUCAGGUGGUCCUUUUAUUGAUGAGAUAUAUGUCCUACAAAACUAUGCUGAAGGAUGGAAAGAGGGGACAUGGGAGGAGAAGAUUGAUGAGAGACCAUGCAUUGACCAACAUAUGUAUUCAACAGACAAAGAUAAAUACUACAGGGGAUGGUUCUGGGGUUAUGAAGAAACUCGAGGCCUUAAAGUGGUUUGUUUAUCUGUCCAAGGUUCUGCUUCUAUUGUAGCCCCUUUGCUUUUGAAUUUAUCCAGCAGGUCAGUGAUGUUAGACAGAGCUGAACAUCUUCUUCAUGAUCAUUAUGGUGGCAAAGACUACUGGAAUACUCGUCGAAGUAUGGUGUUCGCCAAACACCUCCGUGUGGUGGGAGACAUGUUUAGAGCUAAAUAUUUAAAUUCUUCUGAUGAAAAGGACAGAACAUGGUACUCUGAAGAUUGGAGAAAUAUGAAGGUAAAACUGGGCACAGCCAUUGGUGGUCCAUAUCUUGGUGUUCAUCUCAGACGAAAAGACUUCAUCUGGGGUCACAGAAGUGAUGUGCCCAGCAUUCAGGGAGCAGUUAAGAAAAUCCACAACCUCAAAAAGUUGUACAAGCUGGAGAAGGUUUUUGUAGCUACUGAUGCCAUCGUGCAGGAGGUUGAAGAAUUAAAAGCACUUCUUCCGGAGAUGGUGAGAUUUGAACCUACUUGGGAGGAAAUGGAGCUCUACAAAGAUGGAGGAAUAGCAAUUAUUGACCAAUGGAUAUGUGCACAUGCCAGAUAUUUUAUAGGAACCUCAGUCUCAACAUUUUCUUUCCGCAUUCAUGAAGAAAGAGAAAUUCUGGGAUUUGACCCCAAAACAACUUACAACAGAUUUUGUGGAGAUGAUGAGAAAACCUGUGAACAGCCAACUCACUGGAAAAUUGAAUAUUAAUAUAUUCAGUCAGUGGUACUACAGCUGCCACUUUACCAAAGAAAUUAAAUAAUUAUUUUUGUGGAAAGAAAUUGGUUUUAAAUGUUUCCUUUUUUUCACUGUUUUUGGUGAUAAAUGUGAAUGGUGCUGCUGUAGCUUACUUCUUAAACUAUUUACAGUGGUCAGUAUUAUGGUUGUAAUUCAAAAACACCCAAGAUGUUCAAUUUGCCUCUAAUCAAACCUUCAAGUUGGACCAGUUCACUUGAAUCUGUUACUUUGCUUCACCAGAAGAUCCAGCAGAAGUGACUCUUAAAGGCCCUCAAAUGGCAUGGCAGCUUGGCUGGGCUGAACUUUUGGAAAUAAAGAUCUUUAAACACUUUGCAAAACAGCCAGAGUCAGUCAUGGCUUUGAUCAAAGCAAAAAAUAUUUCAAGGAUUCAUACAUUUCUAGUUUUAACUCUUUUAACUCAAAGUCACAUGGAUUUCUCCCAUUUAAAUCUGAUCAGAUAAUAUAUUCUAAUGCAAUUAAAUUGUUUCUUAAAGAUUUUUGCUGGACCUAAUUUUGUUUACAAAAACAAAAUAUGUUAGAUAUAACUAAAUGAAGUGUGUAAGAACUUGCAAUUCCACUUUAUUUGUGAACUGGGAAGAAGGUACAAGGUAUAUGUGGCUAAACAGAGGUUGGAUGUCCUAGUCAAGUAUUAAAUUUAAAUAUUAAA